Messenger RNA from Aspergillus affinis, 888 nucleotides. RefSeq names its product translin family protein. Bases 1 to 888 code for a protein of 295 amino acids. Lineage: Eukaryota; Fungi; Ascomycota; Eurotiomycetes; Eurotiales; Aspergillaceae. Gene Ontology annotation, molecular function: RNA binding; RNA endonuclease activity; sequence-specific DNA binding. Gene Ontology annotation, cellular component: cytoplasm; nucleus. The transcript has 2 exons. The record is from RefSeq and is a predicted model, not a curated record.
AUGGCCGGCACAAAACGUUCCUGGGAAGGCAAACCACUCCGCGACGACGGCACCCGCUCCCAAAUCGCCAUCACAAUGACCGACAACGAACCCGCGACCCCGAUCCUCGCCAUGUUCGGCACUUUUCGCGACGAGCUAGACGAGCACCAUGAUCGGCGGGAACGGUUGAUUAAGAUAUCCAGGGAUAUCACAGGGUUGAGUAAGAAGAUUGUCCGAACCCUCCCAACUCCGACCCUCCCGCCCUCCAUCGAAAAAGAAACCUCCUCCCGCUUCACCCAAAUCAACGACCUCUUCCUCUCCGCCGUCCCCGAACUCAACGCCCUCAAGAGCUGGCGCUACCAACGCCAAAUCAGCUCCGGAGUGCAGGAGUACAUCGAGGCGCUGUCGUUCCACUAUUAUCUGCGUCAUCAGAGCUUGAUUUCCCUGCCCCAGGUCCGCGAGAGUCUUCCGGAUGGGAUCCUUGUCUCGGAGGAGGAUUAUUUGAUGGGGUUGUUUGAUUUGACGGGGGAGAUGAUGCGGUUUGCGGUUAUGGCGUUGUCGAGUGGACAGGCCCAGGCUAAGUCUAACCCCGAGGUGGCUGAGGAUGGGGAGGCAAAGGGAGAGGGAGAGGGAGAAGGGGAGGCGGCUGGUCCGUCGAAACCCUCGCUUAGUAGCUCGCAGGCUGGGAUUGUGGUUGAUUUGCAGGCCUUGAGGUCUUUGUUUGAGGGGCUGAGUGUGCCAAGGAGACAUUUCAUGUUUAAGGAUUUGGGGAAGAAGACGGAUGUUAUGCAGAGUAGUGUGGAGAAGGUGGAGCGGGCUGCGUAUGGCAUCUUGGUGAGAGGGAGUGAGAGGCCGGCGGGAUGGAUGCCGGAUUUGUCGUCGGCGCAGGUCGAGAUGGAGAGUUAUUGA